This is a messenger RNA of Sinocyclocheilus rhinocerous, 3751 nucleotides long. Its product is annotated as rho guanine nucleotide exchange factor 9-like. The record is from RefSeq and is a predicted model, not a curated record. Lineage: Eukaryota; Metazoa; Chordata; Actinopteri; Cypriniformes; Cyprinidae. The coding region runs from base 36 to 3302 and encodes 1088 amino acids. Gene Ontology annotation, molecular function: guanyl-nucleotide exchange factor activity; protein binding. The transcript has 12 exons.
UGGACACCUGACAUCUUGUCUUAAAAUGCGAGAGGAUGGAUAGAGCAACCAGCCCCGCGUCAGAGUCUGGUCUUUCCAAUGGAUUUGUCAAUAGCGUGUUCAACGUUUCAGUUGACGAAGAGAGCAAAACUGAGAUCUCAUGGAUUCCAGAGUGCAAUUCCUCAGACUCCAUUAUUCCCGGUCAGACGCUCAGAAGAGAAAAACAGGAACCGGUCCGGCGCUCCAGGACGGCGGCCUUCUGGAGGAUCCUGCAGCGCCGCAAGACCCCCUCGGACCUGGACAGACGACCUCACUCCGUCAUCCUCCCCGGAGAAGCGUCCUACUUCAAACUGUCCAUCACUAACAAAGUCAGGCCCUUCAAGAAACUAAAGUCCCCGUCUGUUUUUAGAGGGAAAGCUGGAAAGAUUUCUGAUGCCAAAUUCAACACUGACCUGAAAGACGAGGCUGAUGAUGUGUACAUGUGCAAGGACUCUCCUUCUUCAGACUUCAAGCAUGUGUUUAGGAAUAAAGCCAAGAGACAUUCGUUCGCAGGACACACUGCAGACUUCUACUGUUCGUUUGAGGACAUCGCCCCCGCUGGAACCCCAGACAACAUCCAGCAGGAGACCAAAGACACCGUUAGCAACCAAAACGGCUGUAAGUUGUCAGAAAGAGUCAUUUAUACGAAGAAAUCUCACCCCAGCUUCUCAAACUGCAACAAUUCAUCUGCGACGGAGCAGGAGGAAUGCUGUGUGAAGCAAAGCCUCAAGAUACCUCAAAGAAGACGAUGGUCCAGAGGGGGAGACGUUUUGAAUUACUUGAGAAGAAUUUCCCUCAAAGGAAAAGGAAGUCAGACGUUGGCAGAGAGUAGUUUUGAGUCAAUGAAUGCCCUGGACAAAACCAUCGAUUCUGACUACGGCUCGGUCAACUUUGAACUGGUCAAGGAUUUGAACUCUGCACCUGAACAAACAGGGAUUGAUGGCAAAAGCAGCCACUUUCGAGGCCUUCUCCGUUUUUUUAACACUGUGGCUGAGACUGCAAUGAAAUGGAGAAACUCGUCCCGCUCGUUCUCCCCCCCUGAAGGCCAGCAGUCGCCCCUUGGUUUGAGAAAGACACAGCAGUCAGGAGAGCUUGUGCCUUUGACAGUCAGGAGCAGUAAGCAGAAAGCUGAUACCUCAGUUCAAGGUAAACCUACGUUAUCUUCUGACAUGAGCAAGGCGGUCUCGCCUGUUAGUGCAAUGGUGGAUUGCUCUCCUCCUGUGGUGCUGAAGGCCUGGAGAACAUGCCCAGACUCUCCGAGAGAUAACACUUCCCUGUGUAACAACUCGGAUGAAUCCCAGUCUCAGCUCAGCUCAACUCACAUCUCUCUAGCCACCAUCGAGAGCCACCCGAGAUCUGAAGAGCCAGAGCCACCAAAAGAGACACAAUCUGACUUUGAAAACUCCAUCCCACAUCACUUAUCUAGCAAAACUGUUGAUGAAAACCAAGAUAUUUGCACGGAUAGGAAAAAAAUGAACUGCCCGGAGGACAUAUUUAAGAGCCUCUCGCGGCCCCCAGGCCAGUCGCCUGCAGAUCCUCCUCUUAAAGCUCUGCUCCAGCGGUGUCGCUCUCUGCCGCUGCCGACUACGCUGUCUGCACUGGAGCCCAUUGCCCUGACACACGUGCUCACCCCUCCAGCUAAGACCAUGGCUAAAUCAGUCGUUCUCCGCAUGAGGAACAGCAGCACAGGAUCCAACAGACGCAAGCUGUUUAGACCAGGAUCAGGACCACUGCAUGUCAACAUGUUGAUCAGCGGCGGUUCGGUGGUCAGUGCAGAGGCAGUAUGGGAUCACGUGACGAUGGCCGAGAGGGAGCUGGCGUUCAAGGCGGGAGAUGUCAUCAAGGUCCUGGACGCCUCCAAUAAAGACUGGUGGUGGGGUCAGAUGGAUGACGAGGAGGGCUGGUUCCCCGCCAGCUUCGUGAGGCUCUGGGUUAAUCAGGAUCGUGCAGAAUCAGCUGAGGGUGCCAGCGAGGUGCAGAAUGGACACACCAACCCCGGCAACGGCUGCCUGUGCAUCGGCCAACCACUGCAGAACCGAGACCAGAUGAGGGCCAACGUCAUCAACGAGAUCAUGAGCACCGAGCGCCACUACAUCAAACACCUGAAGGACAUAUGUGAGGGCUACUUGAGGCAGUGUCGAAAGAGGAUUGACAUGUUCAAUGAUGACCAGCUAAAAGUGAUUUUUGGAAACAUCGAGGAUAUAUACAGAUUUCAAAUGGGAUUUGUGCGGGACUUGGAGAAACAGUACAACAUUGAUGAACCCCAUCUUAGUGAAAUUGGUCCAUGUUUUCUGGAACAUCAAGACGGUUUCUGGAUCUAUUCAGAGUACUGCAACAACCACCUGGAUGCCUGCAUGGAGCUCUCUAAGCUGAUGAAAGACGGCCGCUAUCAGCACUUUUUUGAAGCCUGUCGCCUCCUCCAGCAGAUGAUUGACAUCGCCAUUGAUGGCUUCCUCCUCACCCCUGUGCAGAAGAUCUGCAAAUAUCCACUACAGCUGGCCGAGUUACUGAAGUACACAGGACAGGAUCAUAGUGAUUACCGUUAUGUGGCAGCAGCGCUCGCUGUCAUGAGGAACGUCACGCAGCAAAUCAACGAGCGCAAAAGAAGACUGGAGAACAUUGACAAGAUCGCUCAGUGGCAGGCCUCAGUGCUGGACUGGGAGGGUGAUGAUAUUCUGGACAGAAGUUCAGAGCUGAUCUACACGGGUGAGAUGUCGUGGAUCUAUCAGCCUUAUGGCAGGAGUCAGCAGAGAGUCUUCUUCCUUUUCGAUCAUCAGCUGGUCCUGUGCAAAAAGGACCUGAUCCGCCGGGACAUUCUUUACUACAAAGGGCGCAUUGACAUGGAUCGCUAUACGGUGAGAGAUGCCAUCGAUGGACGGGACGACGACUUUAAUGUCAGCGUGAAAAAUGCAUUCAAGCUGCACAACAGAGACAGCGAGGAGAUCCACGUCUUCUUGGCCAAGAAACCGGAGGAGAAGAUCCGCUGGCUGAGGGCUUUUCACGAGGAGCGCAGGAUGGUCCAAGAGGAUGAAAAAAUCGGUUUUGAGAUUUCUGAAUAUCAGAAACGACAGGCUGCCAUGACGGUGCGUAAAGUGGCCAAACAGAAAGGUGUGAGCCAGAGCAGGUGCGUCUCCCCGGCGGACCCCUCAUCUCACGGACCCUUCAUGCUCUCCGAUGACACUCCACAGUCAGAUCUAGUUGAAUUCCACGUCUCCAAAUCAGGACAAUCUCCAUUCUGGCAAAACUUUAAUAAGUUGACAUCAUUAAAAAAUGGGAAAAAAUAGUUAAGAGUCUUAGUCUGAAUGCUCCCAGCAAUGACGUUCAAGCUCAAGCGUAUUCAUUAUGGAUCUUAAAAACACCAGGAAGCUCCAUCUGGAUAUCACUGACAAUCACGAGCCUGAUGUGAUCGUACCUGUCCAGAGCCCAAACACACCUCAGUGAUCCCUCUGCCCAGAUGUUCACAUGUGUCAUUCACUAUUAUUGUAUCUCCACUUUGAAGUGACCAGCAUGCAAUGACAGCCAUCAAAUUGAUACAUGUCUCAAAGGUUUGUUAGCAGCUUAGACAUCUGCUCCACAGUCCCUCUGUCUGCAGGUUAACGAUGAAGAUCAUAGACCUGAGGAUGCUCAUGUGGACCAUACACUACAAAUUAAAAAGCGGGAUGAAAGAUUGUAAGCUUUACACACAAUUAACAAUCAAAUCGUCUAAACAGGGUAUUGCUUUCUAAUUCACAGA